Porites lobata is the source of this 10494-nucleotide messenger RNA. The record is from the annotation of a GenBank genome assembly. NCBI's taxonomy places the organism in Eukaryota, Metazoa, Cnidaria, Anthozoa, Scleractinia, Poritidae.
UGGGCUAAAUACGCACCCAGUAUGGUUGAAAUGGGUGAAGUUUUAAUGGAAAGGAAAGCAGAUUAUAGUCAGGUAUGUUUCAGAAAUAAUUGUAUUAAGUUGUAAUGUAAGAUAAACGAAACCCCGGCUUGAAAUCUCAAGGGGCAACCCAGGUAUGCUAGCUGGCUGUGCCUUGUACUUUUGUGGUUUACACUGGUAGCACACGAACAAGUUAGAGGUUGAUGUUGACGUGCUGUUAAAAUAUAUAAGUCAUCGACUUUUAGUUUCCUUCUUGGUUGGUUAAAAUAACGAUAAAAAAGGCUGGUGGGUUUAAGGCGAUCUUUCGAUCUAACAUUGUUUUGAAAUUUGUUUGGCUUCAUAGAGAGCCAAUUCCGAUCCUGUAGCUUUUUAGCGUACAUGAGACAUCGUGCCCUACGGUCCAAUUUUUUUCGGUUAGUUUAAUCCAUCAUCAGAUAUAGGUCUUCCUUGCUGUUACGAUAUUUCAAGCUAAUAAUUUAUACACGAAUACAACCAAGUUCCUGAAAGCUAUAUUAUCGCUCCCGCUCUGUGAGUGUCGUCGAUUUCGCCAACUCGCGCGCUGCUAAUCCACGAUUGUUUACUUUUUGAAGAAUUCGUACUUUGAAAUAUCAUAUAUUUAACUACCAAGACAUGUCAUUUUUAAUGAAAAGAAAUUAUUGGAUGGCUUCUGUGGAAAGAAUCAUCUUGCGACAGUGUGUAAAAGGGUUCUAAUAUUUUUUGUUGACAACGUAAACGGUGCUCUCGAUGUGAUUUAUGUCGUUCUGUCACACUCCUUGCACAGAAUUUGACAGGGCCAAGGGCAUUUUCUUUGUGUUCAAGCUAUUGAACUAUUCUCGCCACCAUUUACCAUCUCUGUAGUCCUAGAAGUAGUACAUGGGGAUAUUAUUGUUAAUAUUAGCGAUAAAAUCCACUCUUCUAUACCUGCAAUUGUGACACGUUUUGUCAUGGUAAUUUGAGCAAGAUGAUCAUUGAAAGAAAUGAGAAUUAUAUUGGAGUGAGUCAAAAGAUCUGAAAUUAGGCGUAAGAGCUGUCUGUGUGAUAAAUAAACAACGUUAUUUUUUUAAGCCUUGAGUAUCAGUUGUUAGUGAAAAAUUCGUUCUUAUUUACAACGAUACAUUGUAGGUACGGACUUUAAAGCACUUAAGUUAAUUUUGUGAAAAUGGUGAAGUCGUCUGUGGUACUUUAAAUUAAGUAAUCUCAUAUUGAAUGAAAGCGUUUGUCGAUAUACAUAAUUAUGAGGACUUCAAAAUAGCAUUCUAAAACCAUUGUUUUGUUUUUGGACUAACUCUAACGGAAACAAGCUUGCAGAAAUCUUCCCGACUAAUUGUAUUUGCAGAAAUUAUGAAUAGUUGUAUGCAUCUUAAGUGGGAAAUAAAUAACGGUCUCUCUUGUGCAUGCAAAGAUGUUAAUUAGAGUUAAAAUGUUUUUUUUUAUGCGCAGCUUGCACUGCUACGUGUAAUUCUUGGUUCACUGAUGUUAAAUUUUUAUUUCAAUCUUAAAACACUUUCGUUUCCUUUCUUUUUGACCUGCUUGGCUAUGUAGCUAUUGCCCUCAUGAUAGUGCCCUGUUACUUAUUUGAGAUGAAAUCCAUUUCGUCCAGUCAUUACUGAUAUCUGUUCAGAGGUGGAAUAUAAAUUCAAUACCUGCUGAAACACCGAGAUCCUUGUUUAAAAUUCCACUCUGCAGACGAAAAGUUUAAGAGUGAAUCUGUAGUAUGAGCAUUGAAUCAGCUAUGCACAGCAGUUCUGGUUUUCAUUAAUGUACAGCAAUGCCCAAUUUUGCACAAAACAUAGUUUAAAUUUAGGAUUAAAACAGUAGAUUACCGACACUGUUACACUGAAGCAUUCAAAAUAGCUCAUGCACAUAAAACGUAACUGCUUCUAAGGUGCAUGUAUUAAAAUUAUGCGAUCUGAUCUAAGUUUUGGAUAAUAUCCAUGAUUUUUUAGGAUAACCAUUUGCGCCUCUAUUCAUGUAGAGAAUGGUUAACAGGUUAAUACACAUACAUUAACUUACCCUUAGUUCUUAGGCAUUUGUUAGUAGCAUAGUAAUAAAUAAAUUAUUUUAACAAUCCUGUAUAAUUUGCCAUUUUUAGGGUUACAAUAAAACCACCCGUGGAAUGGUAAAGGAUCCUCUUAUCUUAAAUCACAAGCCACUUCUUAAUGGAGACUUUGAAUUUCUUGGCCGACAAUACCGCUCUUCCUCAGAGGUUAGUUACCCGUUUUUGUCCCAACAAUAACACUAACAAUCAUGUUACUCAUUUAAAAACAAUUUUUUGGUGUCUGCAAUUAACAUACCAUUUGUAUAGGUAAUAGCAUGAUUUGUAGAGAUAUUUGGAAUAAAUACCACGAGUGAUAUUUCAAAAUUGUUAUACGUAGUUUCACCAGCUGUUAGGCGAGUGAAAUUUGAGACAAUUUUGAAAUAUCAUUAGUGGUAUUUAUGCCAAAUGUCACGCACAAAUCAUGCUAUUAUUUGUUUAUACUACUACCCACAACACGUUUGUAAUUUUCACGUGUAGGUAUUUCAAAUUAAGCUGAAAUACUACUGCUCUUAGCCAAUCAAAUUGCAGAAAUUUCUCAUGUAGUAGUAUAACAGGUGUAAUAGUUUGCUUGGGGUUUAGUUUAGAGAUGCUUUGUAUCACUGUUUUACAAAAACAUUACAUUAUUGUGUAAAUGAUGAGACGUGCAGCUGUUUAAUGCAGAAAACUCUACAGAAGUCAAUAAUAUUAACCCUUUUUCUUAUAGUGCUCUUCAGACUCACAACUGGACACACUGCUGGAAGAAGCUGACAAAAUACAGACAUCAAAAAAUGGUUUUCGAAAGGUAAAGUUAUGCCAAAAGUAGAGCAUGGGGAAACUCUGUUACUGUGACCAUCAAAGGAUCUGAAAUAAGGCCAGGAAUAAAACAUUUAACUACAGCAUCAACUUACCCACUACAUGUGUAUUAAUUUCCAUAUGUUUUCCUUUUUUGUAAAGGGUGCUCCAGUCAAGAAACAAGUCCGCUUUAACAUGGAACGAAACAGGGAACAUUUUUACAGUUAUGCUCAGUCAUCUGAUGACGAGAGCAGCCUCAUGAACAAUAUUAAUUUUGUAGAUUAUAACUUUCAAAGCAGUGAAAGUUAUGAAGAUGAGGAUGAUGAUGACGAUGAUAGUGAUGAAAGUGAUGGUGAUGAUGACAAUUCUAAUGACGGCGAUGAGGAAUCGACUGACAAUAAUGAUCCUGAACUUAGUGAAGAAGACUCUAUUUUAGAAAAUGGCUAUUUAGUUGAUAAAAGUAAUCCUUCUUCUGAGGUUAACAACAACACUACUGUUUCAAAUACAAGCAAAAACCCAGUAACAUUAAAAGGCACCGCAAAUAUAAUAACUGGACUCAAUGGGACUACUGAAGAAAAUAUGACUAAUGGAACACUUGAUCACAAAGACACUCAGAAUGAUAAAUAUGGGGACAAAAGAUUGCCUGACCUCAGAACACAGGUGAGACAUGUUUGAAAUAGCUUUAAUGCAAGAUGUAAAAAUGCAGUUCCACUGCGAGUCUCCCUUUCAGCAUUUUUUGUCUAGUCAUUUAACACUCCUCCCGAGUUUGUUGGGGAGGAGCAUUGCGUGACAUGACAAAAAUGGCUGCAAGAGAGACUAUUUGACUGCUUGAUGCAUCAGACUGUUUCAUGCACAUUUACAACGUACAAGUACAGUAUAAAUAUUUAUCACAUUAAUUUGCCAUUAUCUCAAGAUUAACAGUAAAACUUGUAUUAAGUGACCCCCAUAUUAAGUACACACUCUGUAUGUAAAUGAUAGGAGUGUAAGUUUUACACCAUUCUUCCCAUAUUUUCUGUAAAACAAACCUGUAUAAUUUUAGCAGACACCUUUGUUAUGUGACACUAGUCACUGUUCUGUGGGUGUCGGCUUAAGGGUUAAGUGUCCCACAUCAAUUUUCUCAACACAAUAUCCAUACAUCAUCAAAAUAAAAGGUUAAAAACUGUUAUAAGAUGAUGAUCACCAAAGGGAAAUGUUUUGAAAUUCUCUCAACUAAGUUUUAAAGGAAAUGUAUGGAGAUCAGUUUGGAGAUUUUGUAUGUGGAUAGUGGGACUUAACAGGGAUGAAACAGGUUUCAACAUAUUCAACAUAGCCUGUGUACAGACACACCCUUCCCUCGCUAAAAAAAGGCAUUGUCUGUACACAGACUAGUUUCAACGUACUUCAGUUGAAAGUAAGUUCAUGGUUAUGAACAUUUUGGUCCUGGGCUGAGCCUCACACAUUUUUAUUUGCCUGUCAUUGUAGAGGCAUUUUCAGUGCCAGAUCCAAACCUUGAGAUAAAAGGUCCCAAAAAGAUUUUUAUCAGCCCUUUGGGCCUCAGUUUGGCUGGAUCCAGCACUAAUUUUAUACCGUUUUGAGUGACUUUAACACAACUUAGACUUAAUGUCGUCAUUUUAGUUUACACAUCAUUUGUUCAUUUCAAAACAAUGCAGAUUCUUGAGAUGGAGUCAUCUCUCAGAGAAAGGCGGGAUUCUUUUGAGCAGGAUAUGAGCAGCAUGACCUUAAAACUUGAGAAAGCCAGACAGGAAACUAACCAAGAGGUACUGAACUUAAGGAAACUUAAAGUUGUGUUGUAAAAAAACGUGCCUUUAGAGGGAGGUUCAUUUAUCCAAGUUGACAGUAGAGUGUACUGACACGCAGCUGUAGUAAUUUACACAGAUGUGUUUUCCCCAUUUGCAUAAAGAGCUCCUAAGCUACAAGCCUCCUGUGACAUGGACAUGUAGGUUUUUUCCCCACCUGAGACAACAAAGCUUGCAGUAAACCUUCAUUUUCAGUAACCAAGUGGAAAGAGUAAACAGUUUCUACAGAAACUCUGAUUACGUAGUACCACAAUAUUAUUCACUUUGAAAAAAGGCCCACCUUUUAUCAGCUUCUGGCGUAUAAAUUAUCAGGAUUUGUUUUGCUUUUAUUACAGAUGAAUAAGCUACAACUAGAGUUAGAGCAAAGAAGACGGCAGUAUAUUACCGAAAUGGCAGAUAUUGAUAGACGGAGAGAAGAACAAAAGUAAGAGCAAUGUUAGCCUACCUAGCAGGCGCUGGUUUGUUUUUUAGCGCUAGGGAAGUAAUCUCAAGGACGCGCGAGGGGAGAAAAGAAGAGGAGUCCUCCCCUUCGCGUGGCCUUUAAAAAAAUAAUAACCGGCACCAGCGCAAUGUAUACUAGACAUGACCGCAUGCAACAAAGAGUUAAUUAUCAAUACACUGACCUUUUUCUUGGUCGAACAAUCUUGGGAACCAGUUCUAAUUGUCUGUGUGGACACCCUCAGAACCUCCUUGAAGAAAGUAUAACACUUUUUAUUCCUGAAACACCUGUAACCGCCUGUGUGGUACCACGAUCCUUGUACCACUUGUGACGUCAUUGUAAUCAGUUUUAAUGCACAGAAAUGUCUUUGAUGCGUAAGUUGUAGAGGAUGAAGAAAUCGUGUUAAGCAUGCCGCAAUUUCCGUAAACAGACCAGAGACAAAGGCCAAACCAUUUCAAAUUGAAGGUACCCACGGGUACUUAACAAAUUUUUUCAGCGUUUUUCGCUAUGCGUUUCCAGCGGCAGUGGAGUCAAAACAACUCUGUCCGAAGGAAAGGAAAGGAGGAAGAGACGUUUUUUCUCUAAAUGGUCACCAGGAAAUUACUUUGAUUUUAUGUAAAAUUCGGUUAAAUUUGCCAAUAUUUGUACUGUGGGAAAUAAAUCGACAAUUUGUUUUUUGCUAUUGUUUCAAGAAAACUGAUUAAUUGUUUUUUUAGGAAACAAUUUGAAGAAGAGCUUGAGGAAUUUAGGAAUGAAAAGAAGCUUGAGGAGAGAAGACAAAGAUAUUAUGAACACGAGGUACAGAAAUGUUGCGAAGUAGUUCAACAACUAGAGAUGCAUUAAAUUAGUUCAGCCGUGGUAAUUAUUUCUUGUUGUAAGGGCGACACCAUCUUUUCAGGGUGCUUUUAAAUUACACUGAUUGGACUUUUAAGUGAAGUCGUUUUGAAUAUUUUAGCUUUGUUUGUAAAGUUCAUUUUAAGAUAACUAUUUCAUAUUCUUUAUGCAGGCGUCAAUAACCCAAAUGGAAAAAGAACUCAAUCAAAGAACACAAGAAGUUCGGGAACGAGAUAAAGAGGUAAAAAAGGUUUGAUUCGUUUCGCUGAAAAAGAUUGCACAGUUUACGGUUUUUCAAGAAAUAUUUCGCAAUCCAACUAAUGAAUUUGUCAGAAGCGAAAGAAAGUGCUGAAGACAUUGUGCGCGGCAAAGCGCGCGAGAUGAGUUGGAGGAAGCUAGAACCGUUUUCGUUAUGUUAGUAACAAUAGUUUAAAAAGGUGACAAGGAAACCGUAAGUUCUGAUCCAAUUAUGAUGGUUAGGUAUUCCCUGAGUACUAGGUUUUUCCGGUUGCGUUGAACGGAGCUUUUUAUCAAGGGUAGGUUUUCUGCUAUAUUUGCUUAACUGCCAGUUGUAACUGCCAUUUCUAAUGGGCUUGUUUUAUCACGUUUCAGAUUCGUGAAUACGAAGAAUACUUGAACAGGCGCCACAACGUGUGUAAUAGUAAAGAAGAGGAUUUAAAUAUUUUACAAAACGUAAGUUGUCUAUUCUCCUGAUACUCUUCUUCCACAAACAUAUAAGGAUGAGCAAAAAGACGUCGGGCGUCUCACGGAUGCAAUCUUGUUCGUCGGUCUUUAAAGGAGCUGUUCCUUAACCUUGUAAGAUUUAAGGCGCUGAAAAAGAAACACUUCUUCCAAACAGUUCUCGUGUAAAAUGGUAGCAUCAUAGGAUUACAUCCACAGACUGGAAAUUUAGAACUGCAGAACGUUUUCAUUAUUCACUCACUCGUAAGAUCUCGUAAAUUGGGUUUUGUGUUCAAAACUCGCAAAACUCUUCUACGUAAUGUAACGUAAUGAGGCAAGGUAAUGUUAUUUUUUCCAUUAUAGGAACUGGACGUUUUAGCUAAGGAACUGGAGACGAAAAAAUCAAAGCUUCUAAAUAAACACCAACUGAUACGUGAUAGUUCUGAGGAGGACAUGGUGGUCUCCACCCCUCCCCUGAGAUCAAGGUAUGUAUACUCACCACCAACCCCUCCCCCGAAAACAAGGUAUGAGAGAGCUAUCAAAUUUGUAUGGAACAUAAAUAAGUAAAUAAAUAAAUAUUUUGUCAAUUAAAUAUCAUGAUUUUCUUCGUUACUUGAAAUGAGUGAUAAACAGUGCGGAGGAAACACAAUUCGAUAAUAUAGCGUUUUUAUCACGUGAGCAAGGGCUAUGCAAAUUUAUUGGAACAAAAGAAAGUUUUUACAUAAGAAGAGAGUUUAACUCGCACAGGAUGUUUUGGAAUACCAACCAACAUGGCCGCUGUUUUAUUCUUUUGGGAAACCAAUAUAAUCGCGUUCGUCAGAGCGCAUCCUAAUCUGGUGUUCCUGUGGCACAAAGGCAGAAAUUUUCGAGCUAUCGCGGGCGACUGCAAAUUAGCCGCCUCUAUUAAUUUUAUAAGGGGCAUCUCGGCCGGGAAACUAGAAUCCUUUUGACUCGAUUUCGUUUUCGUAAGUGACGAACGCGGAUCCGUAAUCAACGAUUACCUCUAGUGAUAAUAACAAUAUCGGUGAAGUGACGUCAUGUGAAAACGCUCUUUAUGGGUGACAGAGUUACACCUAAUUACAAUCACGUUGCCUUAGGCUACGUCCAGACGAAUGCGGAUACCGUAAAAUUCCGAAAAUAAGCCCCUUCAUGUGUAAGCCCCUCCAAAUAGAAGCCCCCCAAACCGGUAACACAAAAAACCCUCCGUUAAAUCCCCCCUCCAAAUAUAAGCCCCCCGGGGGCUUGUACAUGGAAAAUUGCCCUCAAAUACAAAGUAAAACAAAGCAAAAACAGUAAAUUUCCUUUCAACUAUAAGGCCAGCCCAAUCGAUUUCAAAACGCAAAUUUCCCUCUGUAGAUAAGCCCCUCCAAAAAUAAGCCUCUCAAAAAGGGCCUUUGAAAAAUAUAAGCCCCGGGGCUUAUUUUCGGAAUUUUACGGUAUUUUUGAAACCGCAUAAUUUUUCACACGAAUCGGCCCAGUCUGUCCACACGAAACCAGUGAAUCCAGGCACUCUCUCCAGACCGGUUUAAGGCCCCAUCCUCAUGAAUCCAGAUAAAAAGUAUGCGGUUUCAAAAAUGUCCGGAUUCGUGUGGUGGAUAUGGCCUUAGAAAAAGGAACAAUGGAAAAAGCCAAAUAGGAAUUAUUUAGGCUAAUUAAGCCCCAUUGUUAGGGUGGAUUCAUUUGCAGCCGUUGCAUUUCCCCGCUGGAAUUUUCUUUUACUGUUUUUGAGCUUUAAAACGAUAGCAAAUUCCAACAGACAAAUAUGACAUCCAUGUGCGGAUGCUGCAAAUGAAUUCAUUAGGCUUAUAAGCCUAAUAAAUUAAUUCCUAUUUGCCUUUUUCCUUUUUUCAUUUUUCUAUGAUAACGUUUUUGCAAUUGGGAGUAAGUUUAUUAGAAUGAUUCUUUUUUAACAUUUCCGCAGGAGCGCCAGUCGAGCAAGUGUUGCCAGUAAAGGAGUUGAUAUUAGAAUAGAGGAAGUGAAGUCACAGAAUCGCCAACUUCUGGAAGAACUUUUUACUUUAAAGAAAGCAUGUGAAAAUAAAGAUGAAGAGCUCACAGAGCUUAGAGAGAAGGUAUUUGACUUGUAGAGAUUACUCUCGAGGUUCUCAAUGACCAUAAUCAGGUUUUGUAGAAACCUGAUAAUCGUGUACCGUUUGCUUCUUCUGAAAGGGCUCAAUCAUUCGGGUGUUCAUGGCAGUGUUCAGAUGCUGAGACUCGUGGUUGCAGUUUACUUGCAAUAUGAUUUGUGUGGCCACUAAACACCGAAUAAGCUUGUCACAACUCGUUUAAAAGACUGAAUGUUAAUUUACGUGUUGGUUUUGCGGAUAAAUCAAAAACUUCAAUCAAAGCAAGGGAAAUAACCAGUAAAAUUCUACCCACAUGUAAGCUGACACCGGUUUGAGUCGAACCCAGGCCACGUUAGUAGGGUGCGAGUCAUGGCCUUGCUAUCUGAAAUCAAACUCUGAGUAAACGCUACCUUGUUGAUAUAGAGAGUUUCUUCGCAAAGUUCGCAUAACAAGGUUUUUUCCUCUGUGAUUACACAGUGUCAUCUUGGAUUAACAUAGUGUUAUUUUUUUCUCUUUCUCAGCUUGGUGUCUCUGAAAACGAGAGCAAGCGGCUUCAACAGCGAGCAAAACACUUGGAAACACAGUUGGAACUUGCCCGAAAGACGGCAGAGAUAGGUGCGGAUAGUGUUUCAGUUGACGAGAUAAUGCGGAAAACCACACAAGACAUGCGCAAUGCACGGCCAUGCCGAAUUAUGCGACCGUCCCGUGCGGUAGCACCGUGCCCAUCAGUAUCCUCAGGUGUCAGGGUUCCACGGGGAAAUUCAAGCGAUUCUUUAGGGACUAAAAACACAACAAGUUCAGACUCUGGGAAAGGAACCAAGGAGAAUGGAAUGAAAGCUUCUAAAGGGUCUUCGGGUAAGAGGGCUCAGAGAGAAGGGACCGAAGGAAGGCAUAAGCUAGGAACUGAGAAAAUCACCAGCUCUCUUUGUACCAUCAUGUAGCCUUGUGUUGGCCCGCAAGUAAGUUCUCUCAGUUGGGGAUUUGGGUUGGGCCAGGAGAGGGUGCAGUGAUGCUCCCUUGUCCCUCCCAUUCGUUGAGAGCUUUCUUGCAGGCUGGCUAACCUUUUGUAAUCGACUCAUGUCGCAAGAACACCAGAUUACGUUAGUGAAUAUAGGGAGCUUAACCAAGACGACUCUUGAGCGACGCAUGUCAACCGGAAGUGCAAGUUUUGCAUUCUUAGACAUUGUUUUUGCCCAAAUUUGCGGGUAAAUAGUCUUUAUAAGAGUAAAGAAGCUUAGCAAUUCAAAUUUGGUAGCGUCAAGGCAUAUUAAAAGGGAAAAGACCUCAUUUCAGCUUGACAAGCCUCACUCAAAAACGUCUUUGCUUAAGCUCCGUAAUAAGUAUUAUAUUAUGACUCGUUUCAGAGAGAUUUGAUGAUAUUUAUCUUUCUCCGCGAUUUCUUGAACAAAAUAUAGUACUUACAUACCGCAGGCACAUUCCAAAGAAUUGAUUCAUUUUUACAAGUCCGGACGAGAAACAGAAAAUCAUCAACAAAUAUUUAUUGUAAAGUUUUAUUGAUCUGUUUGCCAAAUUCACGCGUCCGUCUUCUAUUCUUCUAGAUCUCGCAAUCCAUCUUUGUGUUUACAUACAAUCUUUGUUGACCAAUAGAACGUACAAUAAGAAACCAUUAACUCUUUGUGAGGACUUAAAAGAAGACACAAAGAACAACAACGUUGACUGGAAGAGCACAAAAAGUUGAAUAUUAUUAAUAACAGAUCAUGUUGGUCAUAUUAUAUUUAAAUGGCAAACUGUAUAUUUUUGUUAUAAAUAUUUUCGUACCUUCUCAAUCAUGUUUGUAAAUAUCUUUUUUAAUGGUUAUUUAUUUAGAAUUCGCUUUUUAUAAUUCAAGCU